This is a messenger RNA of Centrocercus urophasianus (Greater sage-grouse), 461 nucleotides long. RefSeq names its product CART prepropeptide (gene CARTPT). Gene Ontology annotation, biological process: adult feeding behavior; cellular response to starvation; G protein-coupled receptor signaling pathway. Bases 1 to 342 code for a protein of 113 amino acids. Gene Ontology annotation, molecular function: neuropeptide hormone activity. NCBI's taxonomy places the organism in Eukaryota, Metazoa, Chordata, Aves, Galliformes, Phasianidae. The transcript has 3 exons. The record is from RefSeq and is a predicted model, not a curated record.
AUGGAGAGCUGCCGGGCGCUGGCACUCUGCGCCGUGGCGGCCGCGCUGCUGCUCAGCGCCCGCGGGCAGGGGCCGCCCGCUCCGCGCCGCGACCGCGACCUCGGGCCGCACGGCGGCGGCGGCGGCGGCGCGUCCCGAGAGAAGGAGCUGAUCGAGGCGCUGCAGGAGGUGCUGGAGAAGCUGAAGAGCAAGCGGGUGCCGCACUACGAGAAAAAGUUCGGGCAGGUGCCGAUGUGCGACGCCGGAGAGCAGUGCGCCGUGAGGAAGGGGGCCCGCAUCGGGAAGCUCUGCGACUGCCCGCGGGGCACAUCGUGCAACUCCUUCCUUCUCAAGUGCCUGUGAGCGGCAGCACCGGCGCGGGGCAGCGUCCGCCCGCCCGACACCGCACAGACAUCCGACACCCGUGGAGCCAUUCUCCCUCCUGCCCUCUCCCCGGCCCUCUUUCCCCGUUUGGUUUUCGU